Ruditapes philippinarum (Manila clam) is the source of this 2927-nucleotide messenger RNA. RefSeq lists its product as uncharacterized. The transcript is spliced from 6 exons. Lineage: Eukaryota; Metazoa; Mollusca; Bivalvia; Venerida; Veneridae. Gene Ontology annotation, molecular function: protein binding. The record is from RefSeq and is a predicted model, not a curated record. Bases 912 to 2927 code for a protein of 671 amino acids.
UUUUUUGAGACUUUUAACUUUUGAUUAAAAUACACAAUGUGCUGACGUAGCUACAUUAAAAACCAAAGGCAAACAUAGUUAUUUCUUUUCAGAAAGGCCUAGAGUGUUAAGCAAUGAUUAUUAUAAAUUUACCAGGAAACACAUGUAUUGACGGAAUUUUAUUGUAAAAGAAAGCCUGAUUCAUUUGCAAUAAUUUUUAUUGCAAUGUUUAAAAUCAACUUAAAAUGGUUAUAAUUACAGUAAAAUAUAAACAUUUUCGUUUUUAAACUCGGAAGUGAUGACAACGAUUCUGUUCUACCAAAUCAAAAUUCAAACCUACUCAUUAUGAUUCAAUAAAUACACACAUCGAAUGUUAACUUCCUGUUAUGUCUUACUGACAUGUGUGAAGGGAACGCUUUACUUUUAACACGGCGGCUUGAAUACAAAAGUUUUAAUUGUAAAUUGUAAAAGCGAAAACAAUUUAAUUUAAACGCUCUUGUGGUAUUUACUACAAAUAUAAACGUGCAUCAAACACUCCUUCUGAUAAUACUUUAGUGGUUUUAUAAACCCAAUUUCAUUCAACACGCGUGAUAGUAUUUCGUCCAUAAUUAGUUUAAAACCGAAAGUGAAAGAAGUUUUAAAUAUUUGAAUGAAUAGUAACACUGCCAAACUAUCAAUUGCACUUGCAAUAUUAAAAUCUGGAAAAAAGUGAUCUCUAAGAAGCAAUAAACAAUUUUUAUCACUUGAAAAGAUAUAUUGUGUUUUAUAAAAUAAAAUCUUCAUCCCUACGCGAACUUCUUUAUGUCGGAGUCAUUUUUAUCCUCAUUUGGGAUGAAUAAUGCGUCGUAUCACACAGGUCGAUAUUUUAGAGACCUGUGUGUAUACAAUGGUUAUGUACAGACCUGAAACACUGGUUAUGAUGAUCUUGCAGAAUGUCGGCAAAAACAGAAAAAGAGGACGAUGUUUAUGCACAAUUAGUCAAGGGUGUGGUCACAUCGGUGCAGUUAGAAACAUUAUCUGAAGAAGCGGAGCGUAUUCGCAGUACAAUUCAUUUCUAUCUAAUGGCCUGGCUUGAUGAAGUUGAAGAAAUAAAUCCGCUGUUUAAGGUUAAAGAGUUGAUUGGAGUGGGUAGUUAUGCUGAGGGAACAAAGAUAAUCGAACCGAAUGAGUUUGAUUACUUAGCUGUAAUUGAUGACUUCUCCAAACCAGGUCUGUUGAAAAUAGAUCUAGGGGAAUCAAGUGUUCACGAAGGAUUAGUAAAAGUCAAAGUUGAAGACGAUGAUUUAAAGUCUAGAUGUGGCCAGCUUUGUCAAAGUGGCCAUUUACAAUGCUUUCAACCAAUAAAUUUUCCAAUGUCAGGUGACAAUCGAUUCGGACAUGUUUUUAUUGAGGCACUUUUUAAGUAUGCAAAGAAAAAUGGAAAAGGAGGUUACCCGAUAAUCACAUGUCAAAUUGAUUUACCAAUUGUGAACAAUAUAUCCCUCUUGCUUACAGAAGUUGAUUAUAAUUCACCUAAUGUCCUCAUCUGUUUCAAAUACAAAGGCAAGGAAAUAACAACUGAUAUAUCCCCAGCAAUAAGAUACUUUCGAACAGAGGACUGCUUUAAAAAAGAAGAUUGUGCAGGUCCGGUUUUUGCAGAACUUGUUCUGAGUCGUAAAUCCCUACUGCUGAUUGGAGCUUUUACUAGAAACGAUUCAGAUUUUAAAAUCACUGUCACUGAAGCUGAGGUUGAAUACAUGAAGACAGUGAUGAAAGCUGAACACAAAACCAUCUAUAUAUUUUUAAAAUAUAUAACAAAAUUAUACAAGGACAAAGUAUACAAUGUAUAUCCGUUUACUUCAUAUAUGCUAAAAUCGGUGUGUUUUCACCAUGAUAUUAAAUGUGAACCCGGAAAGAGAUCAAUAAGGCAUUGUUUUCAAUUGGUGAUAGAAGAUCUAAUGGUAUGUGAUCAACAAGGGUAUGUUAUUAGUAUUGUUAACAAGCAUAUGCACCUUGUGUUAAACAAAGACAUAUCCCUAUACAAGAAUAUCAGAAGAAGUAAUAUGCUGACAGACAUGAAGAAAAUGAGCAUUUUGCCCCAAGGUAUCAACACGGUUGAUGCAUUUCAUGAAUAUGUAAGAAAUUUCGUGCUGGAAUUGAAACAAAUUAGAGAUAAAGAACAAGAUGACACUAACAAAUUGAAUGCUACAAUGCACAGAAGGUUUAAAGAAAAAAUCCAAAGGGAAGUUUCGAAGUUGGCAGAUAUGGGAUUUGACGCUGAUGAAGCCGAAAUUGCUUUGAAGAGAGCCUUAGAUGACCCAGAACUGGCUUUGGCAAUACUCAGAUAUGACGCCGAAAGACGGGCUAAAAACCAGAUAGUGGAAUCAGAAAUCUACCAUCCGAAGAAUCGUCCACCAACUUCCGUUCAGUCUAAUGUUCCGGCGGUAUGCUGUCCAAGUUCUGUUGAUACAUCAUUACAUUUAACACAGGGGUCUCAAAGUGAUACAGAUACUCAACAUUGCUCUACCACAACGGUCAAUGAAGAGGACGCUGAAAGACUGACCAAAACCAAGACAGUGGAAUCAGAUGUCAACCAUCCGAACAAAUGUCUUCCAACUUUUGUUCAAUCUAAUGUUCCGGCGGUAUAUUGUCCAAGUUCUGUUGAUAAAUCAUUACGUUCAACACAGGAGUAUCCAAGAGAUACAGAUAUUCAACAUAACUCUGCCACAAUGAUCAAAGAAGAGGACGCUGAAAGACUGACCAAAAACAAGACAGUGGAAUCAGAUGUCAACCAUCCGAACAAAUGUCUACCAACUUUUGUUCAAUCUAAUGUUCCGGCGGUAUAUUGUCCAGGUUCUGCUGAUACAUCAUUACAUUUAACACAGGAAUCUCCAAGAGAUACAGAUACUCAACAUAGUUCUACCACAAUGGUCACUGAAGAGGAGAUAUAUGAACGACAAAAACAUUAA